This is a messenger RNA of Penicillium cataractarum, 2571 nucleotides long. Its product is annotated as putative RNAPII degradation factor Def1. The transcript is spliced from 3 exons. The record is from RefSeq and is a predicted model, not a curated record. The coding region runs from base 1 to 2571 and encodes 856 amino acids. Lineage: Eukaryota; Fungi; Ascomycota; Eurotiomycetes; Eurotiales; Aspergillaceae. Gene Ontology annotation, cellular component: nucleus; cytoplasm. Gene Ontology annotation, molecular function: ubiquitin binding.
AUGUCCGAAGUUCAGAGCCGGUCGUCUGCGCGCGGCAGAGUAUCCACCCGCGGUGGUCGUGGUGGUUAUAGCUCCAGAGGUGGCCGUGGUGGAAACAGCAGAGCCGCAAACACCGACAACUCAGACCUUGCCCCCUUCGAUGAGGGUGAAAUUGGACAGAUGAAGAAGAAAUACUCCGACGCUCUGCCCACUCUCAAGGAGCUGUUCCCUGACUGGAAGGAUGAGGAUCUCGUGUUUGCCCUCGAGGACUCCAAUGGCGAGAUCGAGGAAGCCAUUGAGCGCAUUACCGAAGGCAAUGUGUCGCAGUGGGGAGAGGUCAAGAAGAAGACCACAGACCGAUCUCGGCCCAAGCCCAAGGAAGUCCAGAGCACCUCGACCGAGUUGACUGGAGCUUCUGCCCGUGGAGGUCGCGGCCGCGGUGGUUUUGAGGGCCGCGGUCGUGCUCGUGGAGAUCGCGGUCGUGGCGGACGUGGUGGACGGGCCGGUGCCCAAGCCACGAACGGCGCCCGUACCGCAGACGUCUCUGUUCCUACUUCUACUGCUCCAGCGACCGAGCCCGCGCCUGCAGCAGUCUGGGGAGACGUUGAGAGCGAGCCCACAGUGGUAGCUACAGAGUCGACUGAGCCCAAGACCAGUGUGAUCCCCGAGGGCACAAAGAAGGGAUGGGCCAGUCUCUUCGCCAAACCCCCUCCUCCUCCACCGCAGCCCAAGAAGGCUCCCGAGCCUGCUCCCGAGCCUGCCGCCCCCGUGCAGCCCGAAGAGCCUGUUGUUGAGCAGCAGAAGGCCCCCGAGCCCGCCCCAGUUCCUGUCCCCGUCCCCGUCCCCGUCCCCGCCGCCACACAGAAGACGCCCGUUGCCAAGCCCGCCGAAGUCACCGUUCCUGUUAUUCCUCAGACCACCGUCAAGCCUCCCAAGGAUGACUUGACCGAGACCAACCUCGAACAGAUUCCCGACGUUUCCGCUCCUGCUCCUACUGCGACUGCUGCCAGCACUGUCGGUAGCGCCUUUGACCCCGCUGCGGCGACUGCCACUCCCUCCCGUGCGCCCCCAGCUACUCUUCCUGGUAGCGGCCUGAAGCAGACCAGCCGCGCUCCUGGCUUCCAGCGUCGUGUGAUGGAGCAGCAACAGGCUGUUGUGAUGCCCGGUAACCACGCUGUGGACCGUGCCGCCGUGCAAUUUGGUAGCAUGGGCUUGAACGGUGACGCUGUUGACAUUGAUGAGAACCGCGAGGAGGCCGAGACCCGCGCCCAACCUCCUCAGCACUCCCCCGUUGCUCCUCGUGCCUCCCUUCCUCCUGCGACCCAGGGUGCCGGCGAGACUCGCCCUGCCCCAGGUCUUCCUCCAGUUCCUCAGGCCUCUGCCGAGACCUUCAACGACUUCGCUCGCUACUCCUCCGAGACCCAGAAGCCCUUCGACCCCUUCACUCAGCAAGUCGGCCAGCCCCAGCCGCAGAUCCAAGAGCCGUUCGCCAACCAGGCUCCGGCUCAGCCUACUGCCACCACUGGCAGCGAAUACUCUCCCUUCUAUGCUGUUGACCAGCAGCGCUUCCCUUACAACUACUACGGCAGCUACGGCCAGUCCCAGGAUGCCAAUGCCGCCCCCCGCGGUGCCGGUUUCGGUGGUGUCUCUGCCGCUGAAGCCCAGCCCCAGAUCCCCACCACUCAGCCUGCCGGUCGCUAUGGCCCCGUUGAUGCCACCAACAGUGGUCACAACACUCCCAACCCGACUCUCCCUGGUGCCACUCAGACCCCUGCUGCUCAGCACAUGCCCGGUCAGCAGAGUGCCCACGGUUAUGGCUACGGCUAUCCUUACUACUCCAACCCCCACUACGCUUCGUACAUGAACCAGAUGGGUCAGCACGCCGGCGCUGCCUAUGGCCGCUCCGGUCGUCCUUACGAUGAUGCCCGCCGUUAUGAUGAGCAGCAACACUACGGCAUGCCCCACACCUCCCAGUACGGUUAUGGUAACCAGUACGGUCCUUACGGUGGUGCUGGUGGCAAGGGCGGUAUGUACGGCCAGCCUCACGGUUUCUCCUACGAUCACACCUCCUCCCCCGCCAACGCCGCUGCCAGCAGCUUCAACCAAAGCGCCCCUGGUCGCGACUCCGUGUACGGCCGCACUGGCUCCGCUCAGCCUUCCGACACCCAGCAGACUGCUGCGGGCUCGAAUGCCUUCAGUACCGGUAUGUCGGACGUCUUCGGACGGUCCCAGGCUGGCUUCGGCCAGAAUCCUCCCGUUGCCCAGCAACCCCCUGUGACCACCGAGGAGUCUAAGGGCUUCGAUGCGUCCAAGACCGGUGGCCCCUCCCCGUCUCUUGCCCAGGCCAACCUCUGGUCUCCCCCUCUCCAGGGCCAACAGGGCCAGCAGGGCUUCAGCGGCUACCCUCACCUGAACCCCCAGUACGGUGGUCUCGGCGGCCUUGGUGGCCACCAGGGUGCCGGUUCGCAGACCCACCAGCAGCAGCAACAGCAACAGCAGACUGGCUACGGUAACUACGGUGCAGGCUUUGGUAACUACUAUGGCAACACCGGCCGCGGCAACGGUGGCUGGGGUGGUAACUACGGCCACUAG